UCACCCAACUUGGAAGUUUUCAUUGUUUUACAAUAUUGAAAUAGUAAAUAAAAGUAAAAAAAAAAAAAAAAAAAAAAAAAAACACUUGUCAAAGAUCACUGUAGUUUAAAUUAAAUUAGUGACUAUGUUCUGUCACGUUUUUAUUUUUUGUUGUGAAGCCGUUUGUGUCUUCUGCUGUGGAAAACGUACACAUCAAACAUGUAGAUGUUUUACUCACAAUGCAAAGUUCAGAAGUUUGACACGUCAUAUACUCACUUUAAACUUAUUAUAGCUGUAAGUUUACGUUAUUACUAUAUCUCUACCAUUAACAACUUCCUUUACUUUCUCACUGAAAAUAGAACAAGAUUUGUAUUUAUAUUCAGGCAGUGUCAUAAGUUGAAACAAAAUUAGCAAUGUAACAUUUAAUGUGAGUUAUCUUGACUCUUACCUUCAACUUUGUAAUUGUUUUAACAGAUGAACCAAAUGCAGCAGUUGUUAUAUUCAGACAGACAUUAUGACAAAAACAUUUAUACUUCAGUUAAUGUUUUUUAUUCAGAAUUCAGAAUUAAAAUGUUCUUGUAAUAAAAAGUGUUUGUUGUUUUAAUGUUUUAAAUCUUUGUCUUCUUCAAUUUUCACAAAAACUGAACACUAAAAAAAUAAAGUUCUGUCCAAAGGUCAGACCAAUGACACUAAAUAAAUACAUGCACACAAAUCACAUUUUGUGUUUGCAGUUGUCGUGUUUGAAUUGGAGCUCAGUUGAAGGUGAAUUAACCAAACUCUGUUUGUUUUCCUUUCUUUUUUUCUGCAGUGUGCGCCAAACUGAAGAAACCGAAUCAAGAUGGCCGACGGUCUCUCAGUCACACCCGGACAUACAGGCGGCGACAGUGUCGAGAGAAAUCAGGCAUUCCUCUGUGUUCAGAUGAUGACUGGGUUUCUAAAUGCCCCUCUGGCUGCAGACUCCAGGGUUUGAUCUCACAGAUGGAAAGUGAAGUGCAGAGAAAACUGUGGAUGGUUUGUAAGGCUGCACAGAUGUAUGCAGAUGCAGCUGAGAAGACCAUGACAACGAUGACACGCAUCUACAACUCGAACCGGAGAGUCAUAGUCAACAGAUACGUGUCAGAGCUGAAGUUUGUGGAACAUGCAGAAGAGAUGUCCAGGAAUCUCACGUCGCUACAGAAACGAUCGUCCGGUCUGUCACAGCAACUCAAGGAGCUGCACCGCAGGGUCCAGAAGCAGAUUGAGGAGUUGUAUCGAACAGAGGUGGACAUUGACGUGAAGUUGCGAGCCUGCACCGGGUCCUGCCAAUCAGCACUACCGUUCACCGUCAAUCAUCUCAGUUAUCAGACGCUUCAAACUUACAUGGACCAGACGGACAUGACUCUCAACCAGAGAAGGAAAGCUGCUGCACCUCCUGAUGACAUCCCACACGUCACCCUGCAGACUGUAGAUGUAGGCCCAGCACCAUCUGCAGAAUAUAAGACCAUCCCGACAGUCCAGAGAGAACUGUUGACCCAGUUUGAGGACAUUGGACAGAAUCAGUUGGUUCUUGAGGACCUGCUGGAGGACUCUGUGGAUGUGCAGGUUCUUACUCUUGCUGAGCUGGAAUGAAAGGGUUUAUUUUUUGUUUACCUGGUGAGCAUUUCUAGUUUACAGAGUGACAGACAUCUCUAUUACCUCCCUUUGAAAAUACUCUCACAUAUUACAGAAUACUCAGUCAGCUGUUAAAAGCUCUCAUUACCUCCUUUCAACAGCCAGACACAUUUGAAUAUCUGAGCACACACUCCUCUUUCUGUGUUAUUUAUUUCAGUGUCUGCCUUUCGGAUGGCAUUUGAAAAGAUACGUUAAAGCACAUGUACACUCAUUUCUGUGUAUCCAACCCACUGCAGGUAUUUCUUCAGUUAUAUUUGUAUUUUGUAUACUCAUGGCUCAGAUAAUAAAAAUGUGUUCAGGCCAUUGUUUUGCACAUUUCUGUUACUUGUUCUGGGCGGCACAGCAGUGCAAUGUGCAAUGUUCAAACCCCGGUUUGCCCGCACAUGUUCUCCUCCAUGAAUUUCCUCCAGCUUUGUACCAUAGUCCAAAGACUUGCAGAUAACCGGUGACCCGUAGGCAUGAACGUGAGUGUGAAUGGUUGUCUCUAUAUAUUGUCCCUGUGAUAGACUGGUGAUCUGUCCAGAAUGUACCCCAACUAUACUGCUACUUGUAAUCCUAUUUUGUGGUUAUAGAAUAAGGUUAAUUAAUGAAAAUUGAACAUUAUUCACCCGUAUUGACAAGAUGCACUUGUCUUGAACCCUAAUUUGCUUCCUAGCACAUUUCUAGAUUGUAUGUUUUUCUGUUUUCUUUUGACAAGCUGCAGCAGGAAGAAGCAAUUCAGCAGUUAGAAUAAGAAAAAUAACUUCAUUCAUGUGUUCAUUAUCUAUACCACUUAUCCAUUAAGGGUUGCAGGGGGACUGGAGCCACAGGUCCAGAAUAAUAACUUGAGUAAGCAAAUUUUUGUUUCUGAAGUGCAGUAAAUUAACAGACAGACCAGACAGAAAGUAUGUUCCUCAAUGUGUUUAUUGAGUAGUGGAGGAUAGUUGACAUCAACUCAUCCUAGUAGUGCACACUGAAGACGUCACACAUAACAAGGACUGAUCACAGUCAUUUACUCACAACCAGUUAGGUUUCUGUUCUUAUCUGUGGAAUUUAUCUGACAUUAUUUAUCUUCUCUUCAUUUAUUCUUUUGUUUUAGACGCUUAAUGCUUCAUGUUGCUUUUAACAGACGUUAUUUUCUUCACCUUCAUUUCUUUCACACACUGUCCUGACAAAUUGGGUGUAAAUGUGUGUG
This is a messenger RNA of Lates calcarifer (barramundi perch), 2803 nucleotides long. RefSeq names its product fibrinogen alpha chain. The coding region runs from base 958 to 1587 and encodes 209 amino acids. Gene Ontology annotation, biological process: blood coagulation. The transcript has 4 exons. NCBI's taxonomy places the organism in Eukaryota, Metazoa, Chordata, Actinopteri, Centropomidae. The record is from RefSeq and is a predicted model, not a curated record.